This is a messenger RNA of Salvia miltiorrhiza (redroot sage), 780 nucleotides long. RefSeq lists its product as uncharacterized. The record is from RefSeq and is a predicted model, not a curated record. Lineage: Eukaryota; Viridiplantae; Streptophyta; Magnoliopsida; Lamiales; Lamiaceae. The coding region runs from base 1 to 780 and encodes 259 amino acids. Gene Ontology annotation, biological process: shoot system development; root development. The transcript has a single exon.
AUGGCUCCCUCACCUUUGAGAUCCAAGUCACUUAACCAUGGCCGCUCUCUUAGCUUCCCAUCCUCAUCACAUCCUGCUAUUACUCACUUCGAUGAGAACUUAUCCAUAUUGAGAUCUUCCGAGGAUGCUUGCUCGUCGCUCUCAUCCAUCAACCGCACUGCAAAUGGCCUCAGAAACUUAUAUGAGAGCAUCGAUGAUUUGCUGCUCUUGCCUCACAUUCAACAGAUUGUUUCUGAGGAGUGUGUUGACGAUUACAUCAGCCUAUUGGAUGCUUGCAGCUCAGUUAAAGAUCUCAUCUCUCUCGUGAAGGAAGAUCUACGAGGGCUUCUCUCUUCUGUAAGGAGAAAGGAUGUUCGAGGCAUAAACGGCUACCUUGCUUCAAGAAAGAAGUCGAAGAAGAUGAUCCAAAAGUGUUUGAAGAAGUUGAGACGUAGCAGCGCCUCAGCCUCUUCUGAGAAUGUUUCCAUGUUGAAAGAUGCAGAGUCCGCUGCUAUUUCCCUGCUCGAGUCUCUCUUGACCUACACGUUGGGGACGAAGAUGCAAGAGACAAAGAGCAGCUGGUCGUUGGUGUCAAAGCUGAUGCAGUCCAAGAAAGCAUCAGACGACGAGAAUGAGUUCAACAAGGUGGAAUCAUUCCUGCAACUGAAUCAAGAAAACGAGCUCGUGAAUCACUUGAAAGCGAUGGAUUCGAGCAUUCAAGUUGUUGAAGAAGAACUCGAAUCCAUCUUCAGACAGUUGAUCAAAACCAGAGUUUCCCUUCUCAACAUUCUCAACCACUAG